AUGGCAGGUGCUACAGCCGCUAAAGGGGCCUCCACAGCAACGUGCAAUGCAGGAAGCGAGAGCGAGAAAAGCUGCCAGCUCUACGUUCCCUCAGCGCAUGAGUUGGGCUUCGACCAGGAGGCCUUCCGUCAGGGAAAGCUUUCCAUCGUAAUCCUGGGUGCCACGGGAGAUCUGGCCAGAAAGGAGAUCUUCCCAGCACUGCUGGACCUCGUGGCGCAGCGGUUUCUGCCCGAGCAGGUUGUCCUUGUAGGCGUGGGAAGGUCCAAGCGGACUUCCGAGGAGUUCCGACAGCAGUUGAAGCCGGCGUUGCUGGAGGCUUGUCCAAGCCAGGCAAAUGCUUGCGAAGGCGACGUCAACGCUUUCCUGCAGAAGAUGUCAUAUUGCUCUCUGGACUACAAGAGCCAGGAGGAUUUCAAGGGUUUGCAGCAAUUCCUAGAAGAGGUGGAGGACGCGGCCUUUCAGAGUGCUCGGAAAGCUGACUCCUUGGAGCAGCCUGCACUGCGCAACCGCGUGUUCUACUUCGCGGUUCCCCCUUUUGUUUUCGAGGACGCCGCUUCUGCGAUCAAGGAGACGUGUUUGACAGACUCGGGCUUCAACAGAAUUAUCCUGGAGAAACCCUUCGGCCGCGAUUUACACACUGCAGAGGAGCUUAGCACGGCGCUGAAGCGCUUGUAUACAGAAGACCAGCUGUACCGGAUGGACCACUUCCUUGGCUAUGAGGUUUGUCAGAACAUCCUGUCAGUUCGUUUCCGCAAUGCUUUCGUGGAGCCACUGAUGAACAACCGGCACGUGGCCGCUGUUCGGAUCAGUUUGAAGGAGGACUUCGGAACCCAGGGCCGCGGAGGUUACUUCACGAAGUACGGCAACAUCCGCGACGUGGUCCAGAACCAUUUGUUGCAGGUGCUCACCCUUGUGGCCCUCGAGAGGCCCGAUGGGGACCUCCGGGCGGCUAAGUUGGAACUCCUCCGUGCCGUGCGGGACAUCAACAUGGAUGAGGUGGUUGUGGGGCAGUACGUCGCGGGCAACGACCAUCCGGGCUUCCUGGAGGAUGACAGCAUCGCAGAGCGAGACGAGGAGGCCGCGAAGCGCUGCCCGACCUUCGUGCAGCUGGUGAUCCGCAUCGACAACGACCGCUGGCGUGGAGUGCCCUUUAUCAUCCUGGCCGGCAAAGGCUUGGAAGAGAGCAGGUGUGAGGUGCGCAUCCAGUUCAAGGAGACUCGAAGCCCAGACAUCUUUCCUGGAGAGACCUGCCCCCGGAACGAGCUGGUCAUGAGAGUGUCUCCACAUGAGGCAAUCUACAUGAGGAUGAACAUGAAAACUCCCGGCUUGUCUGGUGAUCUGACUCAGAGCGAGCUGGAUCUGUGCUACAACAGCCAGUACGGCUGCACGUACCGGCCGAGAGCCUAUGCACGGCUCCUGCUGGAAGCCCUCAGGGGCCACCAGGACCAGUUCGUGGGCGAGGACGAGUUGCUGAGAGCUUGGGAGAUCUUCACGCCACUGUUGGAGAAGCUGGAGGGACACGCAUGCGACAAAAAGCUCGUGAAGUAUCCCUUUGGCAGCCAGGGGCCCCAGCAGGCUCGAGACAUGCUGCCCAGCCUGAACUUCCUGGAGCCGGAAGGUCCAGAAGGCAAUGCCUGCUGGAAGAAUUGA
Symbiodinium pilosum is the source of this 1650-nucleotide messenger RNA. The record is from the annotation of a GenBank genome assembly. NCBI's taxonomy places the organism in Eukaryota, Dinophyceae, Suessiales, Symbiodiniaceae.